GAGACAGAGUGACGUUCAAUGGCAAGGACUGUCGUGUCAGUACUGCGCAGAGCCCAUGUCUCCAGGACCCACCAAAGAUGCUGUGGGACCCAGCAGUUGUGCGGGCUGUGGCAGAGAUAUUAAGAACGGUCAGCUCUGUUGGCUCUAGAGAGUCAGUGGCAUUUGGGCUGUUUUAAAUGCAAGGCCUGUGCCAAAGUAUUGACUGGGGAAUACAUCAGCAAAGAUGGCACCCCCUACUGUGAGCGUGAUUAUCAGCUCUUGUUUGGAGUGCAGUGUGAAGCAUGUCAGCAGUUCAUCACUGGGAAGGUCCUGGAGGCUGGGGACAAGCACUACCACCCCAGCUGUGCCCGCUUGUAGCAGGUGUAACCAGAUGUUCACUGAAGGAGAGGAGAUGUACCUGCAAGGAUCAACAGUUUGGCAUCCAGGCUGUAAACAUUCGCCCAGAGGCGAGGAGAGACAGAGGCUAUUGCCUGCGUCUCUAGCUCUCCUCAGCAAAACAGAAAGGCAGCCGACACGCUCGUCGUCCGAGAGUAUAUGUUCCAGACCUGGUUCAAGCAUACCUAGCUCACCGGGUCACACCAUUUAUGCAAAAGUAGACAAUGAGAUCCUUGAUUACAGGGAUUUAGCAGCCAUUCCCAAGGUCAAAGCCAUUUAUGACAUUGAGCGUCCAGAUCUAAUCAACUAUGAGCCACUUUACACCACCUCACUGGAUGAGUCAGAGGAGAGAGAGAGUGUGGGAGAGCUGCAGAGCUCCAGGAGAGAGUGUUCGCCUAUGCUAGAAGACAGAACCAGGUCACCCACACCAACUGCUGAGGGUUACUACGAGAUGCGAGAACGAAUACUCCAUCGGUCAACAAGUCAAGGCUCCAUUGGCUCGCCCAUUUACAGCCGCCACAAUUACACUCCCACCCUGUCACGCUCCCCACAGCACUUCCACAGACCCGGCACUGAGCCGUCCAGUGGUCGGAGUUCUCCAGGGGCCAGCACCCCUCCUCUCCUUCUGACUCCCAAACAUUUUCACCUGCCAGAUCAAGGAGUAAACAUCUACAGAAAACCCCCUAUCUACAAACAGCAUGAUUCAGCUGCCUUUGCAGCCCAAAGCAAGUCUGCUGAUGACAUCAUCAAAUCGGCCAAAUUCCCCUCAGCGUACACCCCUGGUCCAGACUACCCAGCAAAGAUCGAGACAGACUGCUGGUCCUUCCCGAUCUUCCAUGCUGCCCUAGGAACCGACGGGAGGAGAAGGUCAAGAGAGGAGGAUGAGGAGGAGCUCCAGAAACGCAGACAGAUUCAGGAGGAACAUCUCAACAAGAUCCAAUCUGGUUUGGGGAAAAUGAUUCUUAAGGAGGAGAUGGAGAAAGAGAUGAUCCGAGAGCAUCAUGCACGGAGCCUGUCAGCACAGCGCUACGAACAUGGAAGCAAUAGAAAUUCACCCUCUAAAACAGGCUCACUGCCUGGAUAUGGGCGUAUUGGACUGCAUCGGCCUCAGUCGACUGAUUUCACUCAGUAUAACAGUUAUGGAGAUGUAUGUGGUGGGAUGAGAGAGUUUCAGCCCAUGCAUGAUGGCCACCGUCCAGCCUCCAGAAUGGACAGAGGAGUGUCUAUGCCCAACAUGCUGGAACCAAAAGUAUAUCCAUAUGAAAUGCUUGUGGUAACCAGCCGCAGUCGCUCCAAACUGCCCAGAGAUGUGGACAGAACCAGACUAGAGCGCCAUCUGGCUCCGGAGACGUUCUUUGAAAUCUUUGGGAUGGCAAUUCAGGAAUUCGACAGGUUACCUCUGUGGAAACGGAAUGAACUGAAGAAGAAAGCCAGACUCUUCUAACGUCUGCACACACUCACAUGAUGUAUCAUCCAGCUGUUUACUCCCCUUCUGUUAUUUCUUGCAUAUGAUGUCAGUUUAUAAAGAACAGAGGGUCUAAACAUCUCAAAAUUCUCAAAUCUCUCUCUCUCUCUUUCUCUCUCUUGUCUCUGUCGCUUUAACUUCCUCUCUUCCAGAAAUAAGUCUUCCUCUCUUUGUUCUUUGUUUCUUCUUGGAUAUCUUUGUAAAUCAAGUUCAUGCAGGUCGGAUUAUCCAAACCUUUGUAAAUUUGCAGUUAUAAUCCUCUUAAUUCUGUUCCAGUAAAGACUCCUCCAUUUGCGUCACUUUUGGUUCAGGGAGGGAUUGUAGAUGCUACGCUGUGUCUUUGUACCUGUUCAUGUAUGCAUACAAAGAGACUCCAUACUAGCAUAUAUCCAUGUAUUCACCCUUAGCUACUCUACCAGACUCCAGUUAACAUCUGUUAAUUAAAGGUCAGGUGUUUCAUUUCUGUGCCAAUAGAAUUGAAAAAUGAUUGUUCGCUGUUGAACACAUGUCCAUCAGUCAAACCCACAUCAUUGGUUACUGGCUUCUCAAACUGGUCAUUUUUCCAUUUGGUGCCACUAAUUGUUCAGAGGUGACACACUUCGCCUUUAUGCUUUCUGAUACUGAUUAAACUGUUGAAUCGA
Carassius auratus (goldfish) is the source of this 2481-nucleotide messenger RNA. RefSeq names its product actin-binding LIM protein 1-like. The record is from RefSeq and is a predicted model, not a curated record. Gene Ontology annotation, biological process: cilium assembly; cytoskeleton organization; lamellipodium assembly. The transcript has 22 exons. The coding region runs from base 224 to 1819 and encodes 531 amino acids. Lineage: Eukaryota; Metazoa; Chordata; Actinopteri; Cypriniformes; Cyprinidae. Gene Ontology annotation, molecular function: actin filament binding. Gene Ontology annotation, cellular component: actin cytoskeleton; stress fiber.